UUUGAUCAGCUGUUUGGGUUUAAUCAGGCUUUAGCUGACUCUUUUAACUUCAAGCUUUUUUAAAUUUAAGUUAUUCUGAGAGCACCAUGGGAAGCUGGUUGAAAUGGUUGUGGUACCACAGAAACUACAUCAUCAUCGUCGUCACUCCACUCCUCUUUCUACCCCUGCCACUAGCCAUUCCGACACCGGAGGCGAAAUGCGGCUAUGCGAUCAUCCUUAUGGCUCUUUAUUGGUGCACAGAGUGCAUGCCUCUGGCUGUGACCGCCCUGCUUCCCAUCGUCCUUUUCCCCAUGAUGGGCAUCAUGAAAGCUGGAGAUGUCAGCAUUGAGUACCUGAAAGACUCCAACAUGCUGUUCAUCGGAGGCCUCUUGGUGGCCAUCGCAGUGGAGAACUGGAACCUUCAUAAACGCAUCGCCCUCCGAGUUUUGCUGCUGGUUGGUGUUCGUCCAGCUCUCUUAAUGAUGGGGUUCAUGAUUGUGUCGUCCUUCCUGUCCAUGUGGAUCAGCAAUACAGCCACCACGGCCAUGAUGCUGCCCAUCGCUAACGCUGUGCUCCAGCAGCUGCAAGCAACAGAGGCUCGAGCAGAGGAGCGAGAUUUCCAGAUUGCUGCUCAAGAAAACCUUGCGUUUGAGCUGGAGAUUAUAGAUACCAAGGACGAAAUGGAAGAUGAGAAAAAGCCUCCAAAGGAGAAUGGUGUCGCUGAGCCGAUGCAAAACUCAGAGUCCAUGGCAGACUCCAGAAGAAAGGCUAUGGAGGCAAAGUAUGAGCUCCUGACUAAAGGGAUGAGUCUGAGCGUGUGUUACUCUGCCAGCAUCGGAGGCACGGCCACACUAACCGGCACGACCCCCAACCUCAUCCUCAAGGGUCAAAUGGACAAGCUAUUCCCUGGAAACGGAGAUGUGAUCAACUUUGCCAGCUGGUUCGGUUUUGCUUUCCCCAACAUGGUGCUCAUGCUGGUGAUCUCCUGGCUCUGGCUGCAGUGUAUCUUUCUGGGCUUCAAUCUGAAAAGGUCAUUCAGCUGUGGCAUGAAAAGUGACAGAGAUAUAGAGGCUUAUGAUGUGAUGCGAGGCGAAUACAAGAAGCUGGGCAGUAUGAAGUUUGCUGAAGGAGCCGUGCUCACCAUCUUUGUCCUGCUCGUGCUCCUCUGGUUCACCAGGGAGCCGGGCUUCAUUCCUGGCUGGGCCACGGUGCUCUUCAAUCAGGAUGGGGCAUUUGUUUCAGAUGGAACUGUCGCCAUCUUCAUGUCCAUGCUCUUCUUCGUCAUUCCCUCUCGGCUGCCCACAUGUGGCAGCUACGGCUACAACGAGGCAGGUAAGAUGGUGAAGGCUCCUCCCACUCUGCUGAGCUGGAAGGUCGUUCACGAGCGAAUGCCCUGGAACAUCAUCCUGCUGCUGGGAGGAGGCUUCGCUCUGGCUGCCGGCAGCGAGGUGUCAGGUUUGUCCAAAUGGCUGGGAGCUAGUUUGGCACCUCUGCAGAAAAUCCCCCCCUUUGCCAUCUCGAUCCUGCUCUCCCUGCUUGUUGCAACAUUCACCGAGUGCUCCAGCAACACCGCCACCACCACUCUGUUCCUGCCCAUACUGGCCUCAAUGGCCACGGCUAUCCAGAUACACCCUCUUUACGUGAUGCUGCCCUGCACAAUCGCUUCCUCUCUGGCCUUCAUGCUGCCCGUGGCCACGCCCCCAAACGCCAUCGCCUUCUCAUUCGGAAAUCUCAAAGUCAUAGACAUGGUGAGAGCCGGCUUCAUGCUGAACCUCAUUGGGAUCCUGUGCAUUAAUUUAGGCAUCAACACCUGGGGGUACGCCAUGUUCGACAUGGGCACCUUCCCUCAGUGGGCCAACAACACACACAGCCUUCCUUAGAGUUGACAGAUAAACAGAAGGAACGACCAAAACGGUGUUAAAGCUUCUGAAAUUAUGUUUUAUAAAAGUUUAAUUUAUUCAGCCAAGUAAAGUCUAAUCUGCUUUAAGUUUCCCAGAAAAUAUUUUGGUCUCAAAGACCUCCUCCAUCACGUAAACCGAUGAUGUUCACGGCCUUUUAACAAGAACGUGACUUCAGUUUUAGAAAAUGAAGCAUAAAAAGAUAAAAGAAUCAGUAACCAUAUUCCAAAAGAGCUGCUGUUUAUAGACUGACAGUUGCAAUGAAGAUAGUCCUUGAAGUCUGCUGAUCUUUUAUUACUAUUAAACUUCUAGUGUUCAGUACUUCCUCGUACCAGGAACCGAACAAACGAGAAAAAAAUGGAGGUCAUUUCCUCAAGGACACUCUCCUGCAAAUGUUAUCAUUUUAUUAAUCUGUUUAUCAUUUACAGAUACAGGUUGGAUCGAUUCUUUAAAGCAGAGCUGUUUGUCAGGUUGUUGCUGUUUUACAUGCACAAUGGAAACAAAAGAGAGAGAAUUAACUGUAUCAGUUAAUUUAACUUAUUACUGAAAGCCUUAUUAAUUGUAAGUCUUUCUCUUUUUGGUGGAGUAUUUUAUUUGUAUCAGUAUUUUUUCUUUUUUUUUUUUUUGUCAAACCGAGCACGCAUCAACUUUUCUUUGUGCAAACACCAA
Molecule: messenger RNA, 2546 nt
Organism: Nematolebias whitei (Rio pearlfish)
Lineage: Eukaryota; Metazoa; Chordata; Actinopteri; Cyprinodontiformes; Rivulidae
Gene: slc13a2
Product: solute carrier family 13 member 2
Exons: 12
Coding region: 87-1859 (590 amino acids)
Biological process (GO): monoatomic anion transmembrane transport
Cellular component (GO): membrane
Molecular function (GO): transmembrane transporter activity
Source: RefSeq, a predicted model, not a curated record